Apaloderma vittatum (bar-tailed trogon) is the source of this 6831-nucleotide messenger RNA. It is a transcript of the gene DYNC2H1, whose product is annotated as dynein, cytoplasmic 2, heavy chain 1. The transcript is spliced from 42 exons. Gene Ontology annotation, molecular function: ATP binding; dynein light intermediate chain binding; ATP hydrolysis activity. Lineage: Eukaryota; Metazoa; Chordata; Aves; Trogoniformes; Trogonidae. The record is from RefSeq and is a predicted model, not a curated record. Gene Ontology annotation, cellular component: dynein complex. The annotation marks the transcript as partial. Gene Ontology annotation, biological process: microtubule-based movement.
GUGCUAACUGUUAGAACACUGCAUGAAAAACUUACGUUCUUUUUGCCAGCUGGAGAACAAAGUGCUUUACAUCUUGGCCAAGUAUUUGAACCCUUUGCUGGCCUAAAUCCUGUGCACUAUAAUCCUUACACAGAGCCAUUAUGGAAAGCAGCAGUCUCUCAGUAUGAAAGAAUUAUUGCACCAGCAGAACAAAAAAUAGCAAGCAAACUGAAGAAAUUUAUUUCAGAAAUUCAGGACAGUCCUCAGCAGCUUCUUCAAACAUUUCAGAAAUAUAAGGAUCUGAUAAAGCAUCCAAAUAUAAAUAAAGAAUUGCUUUUUGAGAGGGAAACACUGCUGGCAAGACUUCAAGAUUAUAUCAAAGACUAUCAGACAGACUUUGAAACUCGGUGCCAUGGUGUUCCUGGUGAUGCCUGUGGACCACUGUCAGGCAAAAACCUUUCUGAAGUUGUCAAUAAUAUUGUAUGGGUACGGCAGCUGGAGCUGAAGGUGGAUGAUGCUAUGAAGCUGGCAGAUGCUCUUCUAUCUGACUUAUCUGGAUUUCAAACUUUUCAUCAAAGUGCGGAUUCUUUUCUGGAAGAGUUAAAAGUAUAUGAACAAGAACAGUUUGAUGAUUGGUCUAGGAAUAUCCAGUCAGAAUUAUCAAAUCCCAAGUCAGGACUUUGCAUCCAAGCUAAUAGUCCUGUGAUGGAGUUGGAUCACAAAUUUGGAACACUAAACAUACUUUAUUCAGAUCGUUUGGUGAUGCUCUUAAGAGAAGUACGUCAACUGUCAGCACUUGGUUUUGCUAUACCAGCUAAAAUACAGCACCUUGCAAACAGCGCACAAAAGUUCUGUAAGCAGGCGGUCAUCCUCAAACAGGUGGCACAUUUUUAUAAUUCUGUUGAUCAACAGAUGAUUGAGAGUCAGAAGCCAAUGAUGUUGCAAUCUGCUCUAGCAUUUGAACAGAUAAUUAAGCAUUCAAAAUCUGGUCCUGGAGGAAAAGCUCAAAUAACAUGGGAUAAUCCUAGAGAAUUAGAAGCGUAUAUCCAAAAACUCCAAGCUGCUGCUGAACGACUUUCAACUGAAAAUAGAAAACUAAGGAAGUGGCACACAAACUUCAUUGAAAAGGUUAUAUCACUCAUGAAUAUUGAUCUACUUCGGCAGCAGCAGCGUUGGAAAGAUGGACUUCAGGAGCUUAGAACUGGUUUCGCCAGCCUCGAAUCACAGGGUUUCAAGUCACGUGAUAUGAAAGCUUGGAGACAGCACUGGAAUCAUCAACUUUACAAAGCUCUGGAACAUCAGUAUCAAAUGGGCUUAGAAGCACUCAAUGAAAAUUUACCAGAAAUAAAUAUUGAUCUAACAUUCAAGCAAGGCCGGUUGCAAUUCAGACCUCCUUUUGAAGAAGUACGAGCUAGAUAUUAUAGAGAAAUGAAGAGAUUUAUCUCCAUUCCAAAUCAGUUCAGGGGAGUGAGUGAAGCAGAAGAAGAGUCUAUAUUUACUGUUAUGACCGAAAGAAAUGCAAAUGGAUUUCUGACUGCUUUCAGUAAAGCAGAGGAUUUGUUCAGAAGGCUAACAGAUGUUUCUAAUCAAUUCAAGGAAUGGAUCGUAAUUGGCCAAGUAGAUAUGGAAUCUCUUGUGAAGACGCAUCUUUCUAGCAAGCAGGACUGGGAAAAAAACUUCAAAGCAUUAAAAGUGAGAGGGAAAGAAGCAGAACAUCUUCCAAGCACCCUCAGGAUAGAUUGUAUAACUGUUAAUUGCAACCCUGUGAAAACUGUUAUUGAUGAUUUUAUUCAGAAGUUGUAUGAUGUUCUUGUCAUUUCUUUGAGAAAAUCUAUUCAAGGUCAGCUCUGCGAUGUUUCUUCAUUUCUCACUAGUGCCAUGGAAACAUUAGUGAUUAGGCCCCAGACUGUAGAGGAAAUAGCAGAAGACAAUUUAAAAUACUUGAACCUCCGUGAACAAAAAGAAGGGGUUUUCCGUGUGUUUCAAGAGGCUGAGGAUAAAAACAAACUUCUGCGAACUGUAGCUGGUGCAGGUUUGGACACUAUCAGUAACCUAAGAGCUACAUGGGAUAAAUUUGAAUUAAUGAUGGAAAGCCACCAGCUUAUGAUUACAGAACAGAUUGAAGUGAUGAAAGGAAAUGUGGUUUCACGUAUUAAUGUAUAUCUUCAAGACCUGGAAAAGUUUAAAGCUCGCUGGGAUCAGCUAAAGCCAAGUGACGAUGUCGUUGAAACAGGUGAUCAGGAUGUGCUUGAGAAAAGUGCUCAGAUCAUAAAAGAGAAAAAAAAAGAAUUUGAUGAACUCGAAACUAUGAAAGAAAAGCUGAUUGAAGAAUGCCAUCAUUUUAAAUUGGAAGAACCUGACUUCUCAUUGUCAAAACUUGUAUCUCAAGAUAUUAAGAGCUGUGCAGACGUCUGGGCAUUGUAUGAAGAAUUUUAUCAAGGUUUUCAGGAAAAAGCCAAAGAAGACUGGAUUACUUUUAGGAGUAAAACAUAUCUAUUUGAAGAAUUUUUAUUUAACUGGAAUGACAAAAUGAGGAAGAUGGAAGAACAUACUGUAAUGACAGUAAAGUUGCAAAAAGAAGUGGACAAAUACAAAAUGAUAAUACCGCUCCUAAAAUACAUAAGAGGAGAACACCUUUCUGCAGACCAUUGGCUGGAUCUCUUUCGCCUUCUUGGUCUUCCCCGAGGCACUACGCUUGAAGGUUUGUUAUUUGGAGACCUGCUAAAAGUGACGGAUGUCAUUAUAGAAAAAUCAAUGGAACUUAAGGAUUUGAAUUGUCGGGCCCAAGGUGAAGUCACAAUCAGAGAAGCAUUACGUGAACUUGAACUCUGGGGAGUUGGAGCUGUCUUUACGUUAACAGAUUAUGAAGAUAGCCAAGGCAAGACUGUGAGGCUGAUUAAAGACUGGAAGGACAUAGUCAACCAAGUUGGAGAUCAUCGUUGUCUUCUGCAGUCCCUCAAGGACUCUCCCUAUUACAAAGGUUUUGAAGAUAAAGUGUCCAUUUGGGAGAAAAAAUUAGCUGAGCUGGAUGAGUAUCUGCAGAAUUUGAACCAAAUUCAAAGGAAAUGGGUCUAUUUGGAACCAAUAUUCGGUCGUGGAGCUCUGCCCAAGGAACAGGCUCGUUUUAACAGAGUCGAUGAAGACUUUAGAUCAAUUAUGUCAGAUAUCAAGAGCGACAAUAGGAUAACAUCACUGAAUGUCCGGACGGGAAUAAGAAAUACCUUAAUUACCAUCCUUGACCAGCUUCAGAGAUGUCAGAGAUCUUUGAUUGAGUUUUUGGAGGAGAAGCGCUCAGCAUUUCCAAGAUUCUAUUUCAUUGGAGAUGAUGACCUAUUAGAAAUUUUAGGACAGUCUACAAAUCCUCUGGUUAUCCAGUCUCAUCUUAAGAAACUUUUUGCUGGCAUUAAUAGUGUGAGCUUUGACGAAGAAUUUAAAUACAUAGUUGCCAUGAAGUCUGUAGAAGGAGAAACCGUGCCACUUAGAAAUAAAGUCCUUCUGUCAAAUGAUGUGGAGGUGUGGCUAAACAGUUUGGCUUUGGAGAUGAAGGAGACCCUGAAAAAAAUGUUAAUUGACUGUAUCGAUGCUGGAAAAAAAUCACAAGGUUCAAUUGAUCCAUCGCUCUUUCCUUCCCAGAUUCUUUCCUUGGCAGAACAAAUUCAGUUCACUGAAGAUGUUGAAAGUGCUAUCAGAGACCAUAAUCUGCAACAAUUAGAAUUAGAACUUACGGCUAAACUGGAGCAUUAUACUAGCAUUGAUACCAGUAUAGAAGAUACUGGGAGUUCAGAAUCAGGAAUCCUUGAGCUCAAGCUUAAAGCUCUUAUUCUUGAUAUCAUUCAUAACAUUGAUGUGGUGAAGCAACUGAGUCAAGCUCAGGUUCACAGUGUUGAGGACUGGGCUUGGAAGAAGCAGCUGAGAUUUUACAUGAAAAACCAAAAAUGUUACAUUCAGAUGGUAGAUGCUGAACUCCAAUAUACUUAUGAAUAUCAGGGUAAUUCCCCUAAACUUGUCUAUACGCCUUUGACGGAUAAGUGUUACCUAACGCUUACCCAGGCUAUGAAGAUGGGCCUUGGAGGAAAUCCCUAUGGUCCAGCUGGAACUGGAAAGACCGAAUCAGUAAAGGCCUUGGGUGGACUUCUUGGAAGACAAGUAUUGGUCUUUAACUGUGAUGAGGGCAUCGAUGUGAAGUCGAUGGGGCGCAUAUUUGUGGGCAUAGUGAAGUGUGGUGCCUGGGGCUGUUUUGAUGAAUUCAAUAGACUUGAGGAAGCUGUAUUGUCUGCAGUAUCCAUGCAGAUUCAGACGAUUCAACAUGCAUUGAGGAAACAUAGUCCUAUAUGUGAGAUGCUUGGCAAAAAGGUUGAAAUGGAUCAUAAUUCUGGAAUUUUUAUCACGCUGAAUCCCGCUGGAAAAGGUUAUGGAGGAAGACAAAAACUGCCUGAUAACCUCAAACAACUUUUCAGGCCAGUUGCUAUGACUCAUCCAGACAAUGAACUCAUUGCAGAAGUGAUUUUGUACUCAGAAGGCUUUAAGGAUGCAAAAAUACUUGGUAGAAAAUUAGUGGCUAUUUUUAAUCUAGCAAGGGAGCUUCUGACACCACAGCAGCACUAUGAUUGGGGCUUACGAGCAUUGAAGACUGUUUUGAGAGGCUGUGGCAGUCUUCUCCAUCAGCUGAAGAAAAGUGAAGCGAAGCAAGAAAUUAAUGAAAGUCACAUGGUGGUUCAAGCUCUGCGGCUUAACACCAUGUCAAAGCUUACAUUUGCCGACUGUGCACGUUUUGAUGCGCUGGUUAAAGAUGUGUUUCCUGGCAUUGACUUUAAAGAUGUGGAGUAUGCUGAGUUAACUACAGCUUUACAACAAGUCUUUGAAGAAGCAAACUUGGAAAUCAUAAGCAGCCAGAUCAAGAAGGCUUUGGAAUUAUAUGAACAACUAUGUCAAAGAAUGGGUGUAGUGAUUGUAGGUCCCAGUGGCGGAGGGAAAUCGACACUGUGGCGGAUGUUAAAGACAGCACUUGGCAAAACUGGCAAAGUGGUGAAACAGUACACUAUGAAUCCCAAAGCUAUGCCCCGACACCAGUUGCUUGGUCACAUUGACAUGGAUACCAGAGAAUGGUCUGAUGGCGUCCUUACAAAUAGCGCUCGACAAGUGGUACGAGAACCCCGAGAUGUUACUUCAUGGAUAAUUUGUGAUGGUGAUAUAGAUCCUGAAUGGAUUGAAUCUUUGAAUUCAGUUUUGGAUGACAACAGAUUGUUGACUAUGCCCAGCGGAGAAAGAAUUCAGUUUGGCUCAAAUGUCAACUUUAUAUUUGAAACUCAUGACCUUAGCUGUGCCUCUCCUGCUACAAUAUCUCGAAUGGGAAUGAUCUUUCUGAGUGAUGAAGAUACAGAUCUUAAUUCUCUGAUAAAGUCUUGGCUAAGAAGUCAGCCUGAAGAAUGCAGAUACAACCUUGAAAAUUGGAUUGGGGACUACUUUGAAAAGGCUUUAAACUGGGUUGUGAAGAAGAAUGACUCGGUGGUAGAAACGAGUUUAGUUGGAACUGUGAUGAAUGGACUAUCUCAUCUCCAUGGAUGUACUGAUCGUGGACAGUUUAUUAUUAACUUGUUACGUGGUCUUGGUGGCAAUCUUAACAUGAAAUCGCGACAAGAGUUUGCUAAAGAGAUCUUCAGCUGGGCGCAAGAAUCUCCACCAGAUCCAAGGAGGCCCCUGGAUACGUAUUACGACACUGACACUGGACAGCUAAUGCUAUAUCAGCUGAAAAAACCUGAAAACCUAACAGCAGAUGACUUCAGUAAUCUCCAAACACUUCCUGUCAUCCAAACUCCUGACAUGCAGAGAAGUUUAGAUUAUUUUAAACCCUGGCUUGACUUUACCAAUAAGCAGUCAUUUCUUCUUGUGGGUCCUGAAGGAUGUGGAAAGGGGAUGCUGCUUCAUUAUGCAUUUUCUCAACUCCGAUCCACUCAGAUCGCUACCAUUCACUGCAGCGCACAAACUACUUCUCAACAUCUGCUACAAAAAUUAAGUCAAACUUGCAUUGUAAUCAGUACAAACACGGGGCGAGUGUAUAGACCGAAGGACUGCGAAAGGCUCGUGUUAUACUUAAAGGAUAUCAAUCUACCCAAACCUGAUAAAUGGGGAACAAGCACUCUUGUGGCUUUUCUACAGCAGGUUCUUACAUAUCAAGGAUUUUAUGAUGAAAAUCUGGAAUGGGUUGGUUUAGAAAACAUCCAAAUUGUGGCUUCCAUGUCUGCUGGGGGAACAUUAGGAAGACAUAAACUCACCUCCAGAUUUACUUCUAUUGUUCGUCUCUGUACAAUUGACUAUCCAGAAAGAGACCAACUACAAGCUAUUUAUAGUGCCUACCUGGAACCUGUACUGCAGAAAAACCUAAAGAAUCAUCCUGUUUGGGGUUCUUUACCAAAAAUACAUCAGCUAGCAGGAUCUAUGGUUCAAGUAUACGAACAGGUACGAGCAAAAUUCACAGUUGAUGAUCACAGUCAUUACCUCUUUACACCAUGUAUUCUUACUCAGUGGGUUCUUGGUUUAUUCAGAUAUGAUUUAGCAGGUGGAUCAUCAAUACAAACUGCAGACUAUGUACUGGAAAUUGUUGCUUAUGAAGCAUGUCGUUUGUUCCGUGAUAAAAUUGUUGGCAUGAAAGAACUUCACGUAUUUGAUAAUAUUUUGAUGAAAGUGUUUCAAGGUGAUUGGGGCUCAGAUGUUCUGGACAAUAUGGCAGAUACCUUCUAUGUAACCUGGGGAGCUUGUCAAGAAGCAUUCACCACACCUGGACAGGCACUACCACCGCAUGGGAGGCUGCUGGGCAGGCUCAACUCAUCAGACCUGAAAGAUAUUAUUCAAAAA